AUGGUGUUUUCCAUCCCCUCCUUCCUGGGCCUUGGUGACCGGUACAAGCAUGCGGUGGAUGAGCGGGCGCAGGGGGUCAAUUUUGUUACCUGCUACCCAAAGACAGGCCACAACCCCGACGCGCUCUUUGACAAGGAGUUCAAGUACAUGUACAACGGCGACCGCCGCUCGGACCCGGAGACUAUGGCUCGUCGGGAACAAAUGGAAAAACGAAAGAAAGAUAUGACAGCCACUGGCUUCGCAUACGUUGGCCCACCGCAGAAAGGGGAAGGCCUUGGGUCGUACUAUGGCUUGAUUCAGCGGGAACCGUACCCCCAUAUUCCCGACAAUCCCAUGCCGCGUGGACCGCAGCCCUUUCCCAAGUCCAUGCCGCGUCAAAUAUUGACAUCUCCUGGCAAAUUGGGCAGUUACGGGACACCGGGAUUGGCCCUGAGCGAGAUUGGCAACGAGUACAUCGCGACCAUCUACGAUCAGCCUCGUAUUAACGCAAAGAAGGAACGCGAUGCGUGGCGCCGUCGUAUGCCUGCGGUUCCAUUCAUACCUGUUGGACGUCGUGGCUACACUUUCGAUGAAUCCCCGUUCGCUGGGGUCUCCACGUGUUACGUGAUGACCAAACCGUUCAUGCCCAAACUGGUGCGGCCCUCAUUCAAGCACUUUGUAGUAGACAAGCCGUGGCGGCCUGCCGGAUACGUAGAGGACAAACCCACCGCCAUGGAUUACCGGGAGGAUCCGUAUAACGCAUUUGAUCCCAGGGAGGAUCCAAAGUCGCGUGUGAAGAAGCCAAGCGACGCCGUUUUUAGGACGGGCUAUCGCUGUGACAACUUUUGGUACACACAGAGUAUCGUCUUUAGGCGUCUUUAA
Molecule: messenger RNA, 861 nt
Organism: Trypanosoma cruzi
Lineage: Eukaryota; Euglenozoa; Kinetoplastea; Trypanosomatida; Trypanosomatidae
Exons: 1
Coding region: 1-861 (286 amino acids)
Source: RefSeq, a predicted model, not a curated record